Ceratosolen solmsi marchali is the source of this 2703-nucleotide messenger RNA. RefSeq names its product Daxx-like protein (gene Daxx). NCBI's taxonomy places the organism in Eukaryota, Metazoa, Arthropoda, Insecta, Hymenoptera, Agaonidae. The transcript is spliced from 4 exons. Gene Ontology annotation, molecular function: histone binding. The coding region runs from base 224 to 2590 and encodes 788 amino acids. The record is from RefSeq and is a predicted model, not a curated record.
UAAAAAAUCUAAAAUUAGCAAAAAUAGAAAGAAAGUUAUUGAUAUUAAAAAUUCUAAUGAAUUUUGUUCAAAUAGAGUAAGCAAAGAUUUUCUUAACGACACGCAAUUCACCGCUGCUAAUGGCUUAAGAACAAAUGCUGUAAGUAAUAAUCUAAGUUCUUCUUGUUCUUCGCCACAAGCUAAAACACCCGCAGAACAUAAUCUUAGGAAAAGUAAAUUAUUAAUGGAAACUGAAAUUGUUAAAGAAUUAAAUAAAUCUUUAUCUCAACCUAGUACAUCGCAAGAAUCUUGUCAAAUUAAAAAAUGUAUAAAACCAAAAUUAGUUAUCAAAGAAAAAAUAGCUAUUCCAGAACCAGAAAUUGAUGUAUUUACAAGGUUUAUUAAUAUUUGCUUGGAAAAAAGAAAUGAUGAUAUUACUAUUAAAAUUUUAGAUAAGUUGAGAAAACGUUACGAAAAAUUAGAACCCAUUUGUCUAAAUAAUGAGGAAUUGAAAUCUUUUAUUGAAGACAUAAUACAAAAUAUAUUAAAGACUGACGAGAAAAAAUUUUAUUUUUACAUUGAAGAAGUUAGUAACGAAAUAAAGAGACUUAAUUGUGAGUCAAAGAUAGUUCAAAUCGAUGAGAAAUAUGCAAAUACUGAAAACAACAAACUUGAUAAAGUUGAAAUAAAUGAAAAUAUAGUAUUAGAGCAAGAAAAUCACACGCUAUCAGAAAAUUAUAUACCUUUGGAAAAUCAUGCACUGUCAAAAAAUGAUCUGCAUAAGCUUAAAAAAUUAAAUAAAGCUAUCAGAAAGUGCCAACAGAGAAUUAAAAUAUUAGAAACGCAAGAGGUUGACUUUGACGACGAAGAAGAUUCUACAUAUAUACAAGAGGACAGAUAUAAAAGGAAAUUAAUAGAAUUGUGUGCAUUGCGUAGCAAAUUAAUUGGAGAUAAAAGUGUCAAGAAGCAAAUUUAUAAACAACUGUUGAGACUUAAAGAUAUUCCUGGUAAAAUUACUGGUAUAAGAGUACUAGAUGAAGCAAUUCUUACUUUUAUUAAUUCUAGUAUAAAGAAAGUCAACAGAUUGAAACAUAUUAAAAAUCCAACCGCAAUUGCUGAUUUUCUCACAGUACCUGAUUAUCAUGAUAUAAUACAAUGCAUUUCCGAUUGCAAUAAUCAGGAGGACCUUGAAUUGACAGAUAGGAAAAUAAAAAUGUUAGCACUGACAGCUCAUCAGUCGCUUGUGCAUUACUUGAAAAAACAGAGGAUAUGUGAGAGUCAGAAUUACUUAUCAUUUUAUGGGGAGAGCAAAGGAGAUCCGGCAAUAACAAAUGAUGAAUUACAUACAAAAUUACAACAGAAUAAAGAAAAAGGUGACAGAAAAUUAGAAAAUAUUUUUAAACAAUACGAGAAGAAAGAAGAAUUAACAGCAAGCGAGGAAGAUCAACAAACAUUAGGAAAUACUUGCUCAGAGGAUGAGGAUAAAAAUGAAAAUGAAAAAACUGAGAGUAACGUGAACUUAACGGAAAAGAAUGUAGAAAAGAUAUUUAAAAGUUCUGAGGAAAAAGAAGAAAAUUUGGAGAGCUCUAAUUUUGAAGAUAAAAGUCAACAAAAUGAUAGAAAGACAAAUGAUAAGCAAACAGAUAAGACGAAGCGAAUAAUUACAUUCGCUCAAAUUGAAAUAUCGCCAAGAAAAUUGGUGGAAAAAAAUUUGGAAAAUAGUUUUAAAAAUUCUGAGGAGAUUGAGCAAUUAUCUCCAGUAGAUAGAAUACAUGAAACUUUGAAAAACAUCGAUUUCGACAGAAUACAUCAACAAAAUGAAAAAUGUACAAAUGAUGAUGAAAAGGAGGAAACAAAGGAAACAAAUUUACCGGCUGAGAAUGAAAAAUUAGCAGAAAAAGAGGAUCGAGUGGAGGGAAGGUUAGAAAAGAUUUUGAAAAACUCCGAAGAUAAUGAGCGAUUACUUUUAGGAGAUGAAAAUCAACAAACUUUAGAAAAUGCUAAUUUGAAUAAACAUAUAAAAGUACAUAAUAACAUUUGUUUUUCAGAAUCUAAAGCACCUGAAGAGAAUGUGGAUGUUAAUAAGAAAAAGAAGUGGAUUGGCCAGGAAUUUCGAUACGCGAUUAAAGUGCGUUCGUUCGCAAAGCCACCCGAUUCUUGGAAAGACUCUUCGUCUCCCGAGAAAGUCGAGCAAAAUUUAUCAUUGCCUAAGCAGCAAAGAAUCGCGGACUUGCCAACGCCGGGAUUCAUAGAUUUAACUAGCGAACAAAAUUAUCGACUGCCCUCGACAAGUGCGAUAGUGAGUAAUCCUUUGGCCAUCAACAAUCGUCGUAUGCCAGUGAAUAAUGCGGUUUUAUUAAAAAAUAUCAUAAGCAAUUAUAAAAUUCCCUUUCACCAGAAUGACGUUAAGGGGCCUAAAAUUGCCACGCUGAAAAAUGUUUGCGUCGUUAAUCCAAAAAUCGGACAGGCAAUGACUUACGUCCCGAAAACAAAUAUACUUUUAAGUAAUGUGAAUCCAGACAAUAAUCUGAAUCAUGUACCCAAUACGUUAUCGAGUAAUACUGUUAUCAGUCCAUGUCUAACUGUUAGGCUACAAGAGAAUAAUACUUGAAUAAUCCGCAGCUUCUCAACAUGACUUUCGUUCAAAAGGAAGUAGAAAGAGUAUAAAGAGAUCUUGUGAAAAUAAAAACUGUGAAUUUUUAACAUGUGUAAUGUGUAUUUUUA